Molecule: messenger RNA, 1155 nt
Organism: Venturia canescens
Lineage: Eukaryota; Metazoa; Arthropoda; Insecta; Hymenoptera; Ichneumonidae
Product: odorant receptor 46a-like
Exons: 5
Coding region: 1-1155 (384 amino acids)
Biological process (GO): sensory perception of smell; detection of chemical stimulus involved in sensory perception of smell
Cellular component (GO): plasma membrane
Molecular function (GO): odorant binding; olfactory receptor activity
Source: RefSeq, a predicted model, not a curated record
AUGCUUUUGAUACACUCUUGGAGCUUUAACAUGCUACAAUUGUGGGGUUUGUCACGACCCCGACAUUGGGUCAGCGGGUGGAAGAAACACUCUUACAACAUGCUCACGAUCAUUUCAAUAUUUUGCGUUUGGGCUUUCACUCUCACGGGUUUCAUGCAAAUAAUCAUGUCGCCCAGCUUCGAAGAGGCGGCCGAAAACAGCUUCGUCGCUCUCACCAUGUUCGGAGUGUCCUGCAAAAUGGCUAAUUGGAUCCUCAGAUCCGACGACAUCAGCAGUGUCGUCGAUAUUCUCAAUAACGACGUGUGCCGCCCUCAAGGAAACGAGGAAUUGGCCAUACAAAUGAAAUUCGACAAACUUAGCAGGAACAAUACUAUGUUUUUCGGCGGCCUGACGGAAGGAGCUGUGAUCGCGGUGACGAUAGGUUCAUUUUUGGAAAACGUUUCACAGCGAACUCUGCCAUUUCCGGCAUGGUUGCCUUUCGAUUAUACGAGCAAAUGGGGUUUUUGGAUUGCGUUUUUGCAUCAGAUUGUCGCACACGGAAUCGGAGCUACUAUCGGUGGUAUCCACGACGCACUUUUUCAUGGUUUGAUGAUUCAAGUUUGUGCUAAACUGAAUAUACUCAAAUACCGACUUCGCUCAAUACCCCAAAUGAUAGAACAUAAGAAAUCACGAGAGAGUAUCGCGAUUAGCGAAAGGGAAGAAAUCCGAACGUGUGUGCGACAGCACCAAGAAAUACACAAAUUUGUAAAACGUUCGAACGAAGUCUUCAGUAUUGUUAUGUUUAUACAAUUUUCUGUGAGUGCUUUCGUCAUAUGUAUGAGUACGUAUAUGCUCUCGAAAAUGACUAUGCACAGCGCUGGAUUUACAUUUCUUAUCGUCUACGUCAGCUGUAUGAUCGUACAAAUAUUUCUCUUGUGUUGGUACGGCAACGAGGUCAUAACGGAGAGUAUGGACGUGAGUAACGCGAUCUACGACAUGGAUUGGAACUCUUUGGGAUCGAGCACGAAAAAAGACUUGCGUUUGAUGAUGACACGAACGAAUUAUCGGCUUCAGUAUACCAGUGGCCACGUUAUUGUUCUGUCUCUCGAUUCUUACAACAGAUUGAUGAAACUGACUUACUCGAUGUACAAUUUGCUGCAACAAACAUCGUCGUAA